Molecule: messenger RNA, 15450 nt
Organism: Plasmodium fragile
Lineage: Eukaryota; Apicomplexa; Aconoidasida; Haemosporida; Plasmodiidae
Exons: 2
Coding region: 1-15450 (5149 amino acids)
Biological process (GO): microtubule-based movement
Cellular component (GO): axoneme; dynein complex
Molecular function (GO): dynein light intermediate chain binding; ATP hydrolysis activity; dynein intermediate chain binding
Source: RefSeq, a predicted model, not a curated record
AUGACAAAGGAUCCCGAAGGCCAGUAUGAGGCCCUAAGUCUGACCGAGCUCAAAAGCAGCGCCCAGGAGAAAAGCGUCAUUGGUUACAGCGUGAACUUCACCUUAGGAGGGGUGCUGCUUUUCGGGGGGUUCAAAGUAGACGCAGAAGCGAAUGACAAGGAAAGCGACAAAGAUGGUGAAGCCGGUAGCCAAAGUGGCAAUGACAGCAUUAGUGGAGAUGGCUCGGGGAAUGUCUGCAACGACGCCUAUCUGGUUCACAUCAAAAAGGACAAAGUUGAGUAUGAAACGUUAAGGAGCAAAAUUAAACCCAAAUGUAGGUGCUACCACAACUCUUGCACUUUACUAGAAAACUAUGUUGUCAUUUUUGGCGGGCUAAAUAGCGAAGUGCCUUUUGUUGCGCUUAAUGAUUUGUGGAUUUUUAACAGCGCAAAAAAAACCUUUGCGGAGAUAAAGGUCAGUUCCUAUGAAGAAGCUACUGAGGGGGUGGAGACGGCGCCUGGGUCUUCCAGAAGUGAGGCAGGGGGAGAGGAAGAGGAAGAUGAAGACGAAGAAAUGUACGAUGGAUCUAAAUUAAGUGGUGAAGAAGAUUACACAAAAGUGGACGCGGAAGAAGACGGCAAUAAUCACAGUUACAUAUUGAGCAGUGUGCACUUGAAAAAGUUAGGGAAAUAUUUGAGUUGUGACAAAGGUGCACUUGCCAGUCAGGGUAGCUCCGUUGUACCCGCCCCGAGGUACUUCUCCAGCUUAGAUCUAUACGUAAGUAAGAAAGGGGCAGCAGGGGGAGUGGUAGAGGGAGCCGCAGUAGAAGCGACAGUGGAAGCGGCAGAUGGGGAUGAAGACGACGGAGCGGAAGAUACAGGGGGAAAGGACCCAUUAAGCGUAAAGAACAACAAAAUUGUCCUGAAAAAUGCAAAUGCGUACGAAUAUUUCAGCCUCAUCCUAUUUGGGGGGUACGGCGGGUACGACAGAAGCAGCUUCAACGACUUGUAUGAAUACGACAUUUUGAGGAACCAGUGGGUUUUACGAGUCUGCAAGGGUAGCACCCCCUCGAACAGGUACGGACAUGUGUCAUUCAUCAAUGAAAAUAAUUUAUUCAUUUUGGGUGGAACCAAUGCAGAAGUGAGCUUUAAUGACAUGUACGCCUGUAACCUGAGAAACAACGAAUGGUCUGAAAUAGAUUUCUCCUACUCCUUCAAUGUCUCGAAAGUAUUUUGCCGAAGCGUGAUGGUGGAGUCCAUUGACAGAAAUAUCAUUUUCAUUUUCGGCGGGUACAACAUUGUUAGUGAUGAAAAAGGAAACAGAAAAAUUGAGUACACCAAUGCAGAGUUGAAUAUGUUGAAACUGUAUGACACAUUUAAGUUGGAAGAUUUGAAGUACACCGUGGUUAGCAGUACAGAUGCUAAAACAGGUUCUUCUGCAUCUACAGGAACAGCUCCCAUUAUAACCACAACAGCUAGCAAUGCGCAUAAUGGAUCCAUAACAAGUACAAAUAGGAACCAACUCAGCCAAGCGGAUAAAUUAAAAAUAACACAAAAGGGACAAAAUUACGAGAAAGAUGAUCCUACAACUAAUAUAAACUUUUGCUCAAUCACUUACGAUUUUGUGGACGCCAAUUUGAUCAUCACAGAUUCAAAGCAAAAAAUUUAUGUGAUAAAUAUAAGUAGAAUUAUAGGACCCAAGUAUGCCAUUUUUUCCCUACUACCAAGACACUGCGAUAUUGAAGGUCAGAAAAAAAUGCUCUUGAGGGGAAAAGGAUUUAUGAAUGAAGGAAAGAUAAGUAUAAAAUAUACAUCUGAUGAUGUCGACCUGUUCAGUGAAGGAAUUUACAUUAAUGAGAAUUACAUCUACACCAUUGUUCCUACUGCAAAAGACAAAAUUAAAAACAACAUCUGUCAUGUACACCUAUCCAUCAACGACAAAUGCUACACUACUAAUAAGUGCGUCCUGGAGUAUUACUACAAUAUAGAUCCAAAAAAGACCCUAAUUUUUGGAUCUGGCUUGUUAGAACCCAUUUGUUUAAAAGAACCCAAUAUUUUCUUUCUCAUAGCUAGAAACUCCUUGAACGAAAAUAAAAAAAUCGGAGGAGAUAAAUUCCAGAUCAGCAUCACGUAUGAACAGGAUGGAACUCACCACGACGUGAAAUACACCCUGUAUGAUAUUAACAAUGGGGUUUACAUCGUGAAGUACUUCCCUUAUGAGGAAGAGGGAAAACACAGCGAUGUCACCCUCCCUGCCAUUCCGGAGGGAGAGGUGCACCCUGCCCAAGGGGGUUCCAACUUGGAGUCCGCUGGCGCAGCCACGGCUCAUGAGGCGGUGGAAGAGGUAGGGGCUGAGGGGGCAGUGGUAGUGGAGGCAGCGGAAAACCAGGAGAAUCCGAGCAAAGAGGAAAUUGGCCAAGGAGAUGAAAGCGGAGGAAACGCGGAAGAGCCUCCAAUCACCACAGGAACCAUACACAUAUCGGUGAAGCUGAAGGGGGAAGACACCCGAAACAGUCCCUUCGCCCUGAAGGUGUACAGCCGAGUAACGGACAAAGCCAUGUUCGUGAAAAAAUUUAUCAAUGAUCGGUUAGAAGACUUAAUAAAAAAAGGAGAACGCGUUCUCAAUUUGAUUAGAAACAAAGACUUGAGCACCGCCAACCUAAUUGAGCUAAAUGUUAACAUAGAAAACUUUGUGAACAAAUUCUCCAAGUCGAUAUAUGACAUAAAUACGAUCCAGCAGUACAUCCUAUAUGGGUCCAUAGAUGCGGGGAUGGUGGAGCCAAUACUAGAACAGGUGCACCGGGAGGGGAACGUGGUGGACGCCUCUCUGGAGGACGAGUCUUCCAUCGAGAGGUACAUCGACGAAUUGAUCAGCGGUCAGAGUGCAGGAAGCGGCACAAACGGAACCCCACCAGACUCGCCCGCGCACGGAGCAGGCAACGCCUUCCUGAAGGUAAAGGACAACGAAGGCAUUGCCAAUUUUAUCGAUUCAAGUAAAAUGAAAUUCGUGGAUUCCGCGGAGGCCACCUUGGUGAAGAGGCUGAAGAGCUACAUUGCGCUACUGAACAGCGAGGAGUCGAGCCUUCGCAGCAGGAAAGAGGCGAAGAAGAGUGACGGUGGGGUAGGGGAUACCGGUCUUGGGAAAACUGCUAUGGGGAAUCCCCUCGAAGAGUACCCAACUCAGGGAGAAGAUAACCAAAUAGAAGUGAUCAUAAAUUUGCUGACCUUCUACCACAAGCUGAAAUCUGUUUGCAUCUGUAAAAAGGAAAAGGAGCUAAAGGAAGAAUUUGUGAAGGAAGAAAAGGAAAGCAUAAAAAGGAUAAAGCUUAAUUACAACAAAUUUGUAAACAUAAAAAAAAAUUUAGAAAUUUCAAGCGUCUAUACACAUAGUAGUGGAUACGAAGGGUCCUUGAAAGAAAUUGAAAAUAUGAAAAAGUACGUAGAAGAAAUUAAGGAAGAAGUAAAAAAGGUGGAACAAAUUUCACAAAAUAUUGUAAAAAUAGAAAAUGUAGAAGAAUUAAGCAAAGACAUAGAUAAUUUAGAAAAAGAAAUUGAUGAAAUAGAAAAGCUGUGGAUAUUUAUAAAAAAAAAAGAUCAAGUGCUUAAUGGAUUUCUGUUCUCUACAUUUAACCACUUAGAUGUGGAAGAGUUCGAUAUGCAAAUGAAGAACCUCCAGAAUGAAUUCAAGAAAAUCAAAGUGGACAGGAAACACAAUAUAUGGAAGGAAGAAAUGGCCAAGUUGAAGGAUAAUAUCAAAUUUGUAUCUGUUAUAAGUGAAUUAAAAAAGACAUUCAUUAAGGAAAGACACAUAAAAGAGAUCGAAGUGAGCAUAAACGAGGAGAGAUCUAAAGAAAACCAAGAACCAAUAAACCUUCUCAUUGAUGAAAAUACUCUGACAAUAUAUUUUUACAAGCUUAAUGUGAUCAAGUACCAUGAAUCCAUAGAAGAAGUGAUCAUCAAAGCUUAUAAUGAAAAAAGCAUAGAAGAAAUAAUACAGAAAUUUCAAGACUACUGGGAUGGUAUCCAUUUUAAGCAUAAGAAUUACAAAAAUGGAAUAAUUUUGACCUACGUGGAUGAUAUAUGCAUAGAGACCAUAGAGGAACAUCAAAUGAGUCUCCAAAACUGCUUCUCGUCUAAGUACUUCCUCUUCUUCUCAACGGAGCUAAACAUUUGGCAGAAAAAAAUUUCUAAUAUUUACGAGGUCAUUCUGCUACUCAAAGAUAUAGAGAAGCUCUGGGUGUAUCUUCAAAAUAUGUAUGUCUACUCAGAGGAAGUGAAAAAGGAAUUGCCCUUGUACUCCAAAUUUUUUCUCAUCAUCAAUGAUGAAUACUUGGACAUGCUCAAGCAAAUUAUUGGGAACAACACCAAGGUCGUGGACUUUGCUAAUGAGGAGGGCAUUAUAGAAAAGUUAGAAGAACUAAAGGUGAAGCUCUGCAAGAGUGAGAAGCCUCUAAACGAGUACCUUGACUCCAAGAGGAAAUCCUUCCCUAGGUUCUUCUUCAUAUCGUCUACCGACUUGAUCGACAUCCUCUCCAAUGGGAACAAUUUCAAGCUCGUCAAUACCCACGUGCAGAAAAUUUUCCUCUCCAUUAGGAAGUUUGUAACGAGUGGGGAGACCCUCACGGAGUAUGAGCUCGGGAACGAAGUUAGUUUGGGUGGUUCCACAGGUAGUACGCCCCCAAAGGAGAGCAGUCCAGCCGAACUAGAGGGCACCUCUCCAGACGUCCCUGUGGAGGUACAAAACGAGGUGAUCACGAAGCUCAUCUCGUCAUACGGAGAAGAAAUAUGCAACUUCCACGAACCCCUAGCGCUCAAGGGAAAGGUCGAGUGCUACCUCAACGACAUCAUAAAGCAUAUCAAGUACACCCUCAAGUACUACAUUGCAAAUCUGUUAAAAUUGAAACACAUGUACACUAGGGAAAAGGACAAAUGGAUAGAUCAAAAUUACCUAUCGCAAGUUUUUAUCCUUUGUAACUCCAUCUUUUUCGUUCAUGACGUUGAGAAUAUUCUACGAAAGGGAGAUUCAAAUGUCAAGGAAAACCUCCAAGCUUACUAUAAGAAUCACAUCACUCAAUUAGAAAAUGUAAUUAAAAAAGUUCAAAAGAAACUGACGGUGAAGAAUAGAAUCAAAAUUAUGUGUAUAAUUACUCUUGAUACUUUUUACAGAGAUAUUUUGGAGGUCAUCUUAAAAAAUAAAAAUUCCAUUUCGAUAAACAUGUUCGAUUGGCAAUCACAAAUUAGAAUGUACCCAUAUUUUAAAAAUGAUAAGACUAAUGCUGAUUCCUCCUCGUGGGGGAAUACCCAGAGAUAUGGACAAAGCCACGCCGUAGGUGAACAUGGAGAAGUGACUGGGGAGAAGAAACAAAGCGAAGAGACAGAACCAUCAGUAGAAAAAGACACAACGGAGAAAGAGAUGAAUAAUCAAUCCAUGGGAAACCAUACAGAUGUAAACAUUUAUGAAGAAAACUCUCUAAACUUUAAGCAACUUUAUAUAAAAAUAAAAAUUAUGGAUUGCUCUUUUAACUACUCAUAUGAUUAUAUUGGAAAUUACCAAAGGCUAGUUAUUACUCCUCUGACAAGCCGUAUAUACAUCACAGCUACACAGGCCUUAAGCCUGUAUAUGGGAUGUGCACCCGCUGGUCCUGCAGGUACGGGAAAAACUGAAACAACGAAAGACUUGUCGAGCUUUUUUGGAAAAAACUGCUACGUCUUUAAUUGCUCAGAUCAGCUGGAUUAUAAAAGUAUGGGGAAUAUAUUUAAGGGAAUUGGAAGUACUGGGUGUUGGUGCUGUUUUGACGAAUUCAAUAGGCUCAUCCCAGAAGUGCUUUCUGUGUGUUCUAUUCAAUUUAAGUCCAUCUUGGACUGCAAACGUAAUAAUAAUAAUGUGUGUAUAAUUGGGUCUGAUGAAAUUAUUGUGAAAAAGAACUGCGCCGUUUUUAUCACCAUGAACCCGGAUUAUUUGGGUAGAUCUAAAUUACCAGAGAGUCUCAAAAUUUUGUUUAGACCUAUCACAGUCAUUGUUCCAGACUUUAAUAAAAUUUGUGAAAAUAUGCUCAUGGCUGAGGGGUAUGUAGAUGCCAAAUACUUGUCCAUAAAAUUUACGACCUUCUUUGAGCUGGCGCAAAGUCUACUGAAGGAGAAGCAUUGCGACUGGGGGCUCAGAAGCAUCAAGAGUGUUCUUACCAAGGCGGGAUUCCUCAAGAGGACUUACCCGGACAUGGACGAAAACAAAUUGCUCUACUCGGCCAUACACGAUAUUAACAUUGCGAAAAUAUCUGCCUCCAACUGCCCCGUCUUCUCUGGGCUCCUCAAUGAUAUAUUCUUUUCCCACCAGGGCGGCAGCACGAACGGUGUUGAAAAAGAUACGUCGAGCGAUGCGGUGAAGAAAUCAGCCGCGGGUGCGCCAGGGGUGGCGGAAGACAAGGUGCAAGGUGAUGAAAAAAUGGUCGUAAAUGGAGUAGCAAAUGGAGCAGCAAAUGGAGUGGAGAACGUCGCUAACGGCGCCGCUACUAACUCUCCUGUGAAGCCUCCCUCGGGGGAGUUCCACCAGAACGGCAUAGAAGAAGAGUUGAUGGAGAUCUGCAGGAGGAACCAUCUGUUCGGGCUGAACUACUUUGUUAAAAAAAUAAUGCAGCUCAACGAUAUCAUCAACAUAAGGCACUGUGUAUUCAUCAUGGGGGAAGCGGGGUGCGGAAAGACGACCCUGUUUAAUAUGCUAAUGGAGUACCAAAAGCAACAGAAGCUAAAAACGGUGAGCAUCAGAAUCAACCCUAAAUCUAUCAGCAUCGAUGACUUGUACGGAAGCGUGCAUAUAAAGACGAGGGAAUGGAAAGAUGGGGUGUUCUCCAAAUAUAUGAGAAGCUACUCGAAGAGAGAAGACUGCGACAAGGCGUACAUCAUCUUUGAUGGGAACUUGGACUCCCACUGGAUAGAAAAUAUGAAUUCCGUGAUGGACGACAACAAAGUGUUAACCCUAUCUUCAAAUGAAAGAAUCCUUUUGAAAAAUCACAUGAACUUAGUGUUUGAGUUUAGCGAUUUAAUGUUUGCAACCCCAGCUACCAUAUCGAGAGCAGGGUUGGUCUACUUCUCCGUAGAUCCGAAUGACCUCUGGAAAAAUUACUUCCUUUCCUGGAUUGACAAGCAUGAAAAUUUUAAUGCUACUGUUAAAAAAGCCCUUGAAAAAUUAAUGUACAAAUAUAUAGAACCCACCUUUACCUACCUAACCACGGUGAACACGUCCGUUAAAGUGUCUCCUAUCUCACACAUUCAGUCCUUGGCAGCCUUGCUAGAUAUCCUCCUAAAGGAUAACAACUUCGAUAGCAUGGAACACUACUUCGUGUACUCAGUCAUCUGGUCCUUUGGAAGUUUCCUUGGAGAAAAAGACAAUGCAAAUUAUAAAAAGAGCUUUGACAAAUUUUGGAAAAAUACUUUUAAAAGCAUUAAGGUGAACAGGAAAAUUAGUGUGUUUGAUUUUUUCAUAGAAGGUAAUAAAUUCAAAGAGUGGGAGGAAAGUGAAAUAAAAAAUGAAGUCAACCCAACUCACCUUCUCCAGAAUGAUAUAUUCAUCGAAACGGUGGAGAGUUGUUCUUACAAGUAUAUAAGUAAAAUGUUCCUCAAAUCCAGAAUGCCCAUUUUAUUUAUUGGAAAAACAGGGGUGGGGAAAACUCUGCUCUGCAAAAAAAUUUUAAGUGAAGAAAGGGAAGAAUAUAAAAGCUUCUAUAUGAUUUUCAACUACUACACGAAUGCUAAAAAUGUGCAAUGCUUAAUGCAAAGUUGUUUGGAAAAAAAAUCCGGCAAACAAUUUAGCCCCCCUUUUCAACAGAAAUUAAUUUACUUCAUCGAUGAUAUUAACAUGCCCAAGUGUGAUGAUUAUAACACACAAAGUGCCAUUGAAUUAUUGUGCCAAUAUAUUGAUACAAAUUCUUGGUUUGAUUUGGAAAAAUUAAAUCUCAUCAAAAUAGAAAAUACAAAAUUGAUGUCUUGUAUGAAUUAUAAUAGGGGAAAUUUUACCAUAAACCCAAGACUGCUCCGACACUUCUUCAUCCUAAAUGUUAGCUUCCCCGAAAAUAACACUGUUAAUAGUAUUUUUAGUGUCCUCCUCAAGGGACACUUUAAUUCUUUCAAGCAGGAUGUAGCUGACUUAGUUCCGUCCAUCCUAAAGUCCACAAUCUCUCUCUUCUAUAACAUAGAAAAAACAUUCAAAAGGACAGCUACCUAUUUCUACUACGAAUUUAACCUUCGAGAUAUUCAUAGCAUUGUGAAGGGGUUGCUUACUGCACAACCGAGUGCCUUCCAAGAUUCUGAUAAAUUACUCUUCCUUUGGCUACAUGAAUGUGAAAGGGUAUACUCAGACAAGCUAAACAAGGAAGAUAAAAAAAAAUUCAAAACACUCAUUAUUGAUAUAGUGAAAAAAAUGUAUAACAAAUAUGAGAUAAACAAAUUUGUCAUGAACAGUAACAAAUGUUUGAUUUUCUCUAAUUUCCACAAAGGAGGUGGUAAUACUGCUACAGGUGGGUACAACGACAAGGUAUACGACAUGUGCAAAAAUUUAGACGACCUUACUACCUACUUAACAGAAGAACUAAAUGAAUAUAACAGUUUUUAUAACCUAAAUAUUGUCCUUUUUAAUGACGCAAUAAAACAUAUUUGUAAAUUAAUUCGCAUUGUAGAUAAUUUAAAAUCACAUGCUUUGCUACUAGGAAUUGGUGGAUGCGGAAAGACAACCAUCUCGAAAUUCUCCUCCUAUAUUUCAUCGAAGAGUUUUUUUGAAAUGGACUUUUCUGCACAGUGCACAGAUAAUGAUGUUAAGAAAUAUUUACAAAAUAUUUUUUAUAAAUGUGGUAUAAAAAAUGAAGACAUCAUACUGUUCCUCAAGGAAAGUAAAAUUCAUGAUAGCUUUUUCAUCUACGUUAAUGAAUACAUGUGCUCAAAUAAUAUCAUCGACUUGUAUACAAAGGAGGAAAAAGAUUACAUUGUUCAAAAUAUGAGGAAUAUUGCCAAAGCGGAUGGAAUCCAGGAGAAUGAUAAUAGCAUAUUUGAGUACUUUAUGAAAAAGGUUAAUGAAAAUUUACAUUUCAUUCUUUGCUUUUCUCCCACGAGUAACAAUUUUAGAGACAAGUCAAAUAACUUCCAAUGCAUAUUGAACAAUACCAUGAUUGACAUUUACGACAAUUGGGAAUCCGACUCGCUUCUCUGUGUGGGGCAGAACUACGUCAACAACAUCUACAUAAACUUGCGCACUGGGGACAUAGAACUCAGCGAGGACUGCCUGGGGGGGGCACCGCAGAACGAAGCAGGAGUAGUGUGUGUCGCCGCUAAUGCACCUUCCACGGAAGAGUACGUCAACCUGAAGGGAAUUGUUACGGAGUAUCUGAAGGAGUGCUACGAGGACCUGCUCGAUAUAGCCUCCAACUACUACGCCCAUGAGAGGGCACACAUCUACAUCACCCCCAAACUAUACCUGGAGAGCAUCAAGACCUACCACAUGAUGCUCCUAAAAAACAUCACCAGCAUAAGCAGAAAAAUGGAUAUGCUUAAAAGUGGAAUCACCAAAAUGAAUGAAACAAGUGCAAACGUGGAGAACAUCAAGAAUUGUCUCAAGGAAAAAAAAAAAAUAUCGGAAGAAAAAAAAGAAGCAUCAGAAAAAUAUGCCAUAGAUAUUGGAAAUGAAAAAAUGAUUGUUAAGAAAGAGAGCGACUUGGCAGAUAUAGAAGAACAGAAAUGUCUGGAAAUUCAAAAAACGGUGCUGAAGCAACAAGAGGAAUGUGAAAAUGACAUAGCCUUGGGAAUUCCCCUCAUAGAACAAGCCGAAGAGGCGUUAAACACACUGAACAAAAAAAAUAUACAAGAGUUGAAGACACUAAAUAAACCACCUCCAGGAGUAGAAGACAUUACAGCAGCAGUUAUGCAGCUAUUAGCUACAAUCGACACCACUAUCUCUGUUGAUAAAUUUGGAAAAAUUAAAGAUAGGAGUUGGAAGUCUGCUCAAAAAAUGAUGAUCAAUCCAGAGAAAUUUAUCUCCCUACUUAAAGAUUACAAAAACAAAAUUGAUGAAAAUUUAGUUCCAGAUUGCAACUUCAAGUACGUAGAGAAUUUAAUUAAUCUUCCCCAUUUUAACAAAAAUGCGAUUCAGAAAAAAUCUAAAGCUGCUGGAGGGCUAGCUGAAUGGGUUCUAAAUAUUACAUCGUUCCACAAAAUUAUACAAAAUAUUUUGCCCAAGAGAACACUCCUAGAAAGUACGAAAAGAAGUUUGGAAGAAGCAAACGAGAAAUUACAAACGGUAAGAGAAAAGGUACAAUCCCUUAAGGCACAGCUGAGCACUCUUAUAAGUCAAUAUGAUCACGCUCUCUACGAAAGAGACCUUGUCAUUUUGGAAGAAAAAAAACUUAAAACCAAAUUAGAACUAUCCAUUAGAUUGAUAGAUGCUUUAAGCAGUGAACAAAUAUCAUGGUCCAAUCAAUAUGAAGCUUUGAAGAAGAAAAAAAAAACCAUCCUCACGGAUAUACUUUUGUCUUCCACUUUUGUUACCUUUUGCGGGGGAUUCACCAAAAAGUACAGAAACAAAAUCAUGAAAAAAUGUGUUGAGACGUUGAACAGGAAGAAUCAGGUUCAGAACGAGGUCUUUAGAGAAGUUCUUAAGAAGAUGCAAAAGAGCACUGGAAAGGAGAAGCCUGUCAAGUGGACCGGCGCACCAACUACCAAAGAAAACGAGUGCGUGGGUGCUUCCAUUGCAAGUGGCGGCGUUGGCAGAAAUAAUAACGGUUUAGACCAAACGGGGGGAGAUGAUACGCUACACAGAGGAGACAUUUCCCCUUGCAAGGAGGACUCCAAGGAAGACAUCCCAUACGAUAUCUUCUCAGUGAGCAGCUUCAAUUUGGACCUCCUAAUAAACGAAGAAACUCUUUCAAAGUUGAGCAAACAAGGAUUAACCCUAAAUUCGGUGUGCAUAGAAAAUAACCUGAUUUUGGAAAACAGCGAAAAAUUCCCCAUCAUUAUAGAUCCUCAAAUGGAAAGUCUCAAAUGGUUAAUCAACAGCCAAAAGGAGAAAAGCGAAAAACUAAUAAUCACAGACAUAAAUGAUAGUAUGCUUUUUAAAAAAAUAAUUGAGUGUCUUUCAUUUGGCUACUCCAUAAUCAUAGAAAAUGCUGAUGAAAAUAUCGAUAACUCUCUGUACAAUAUUAUUUCCAAAAAUAUAAUAAGGCGAAAAAACAAUUACUAUAUCAACAUUAACGAGAAGGAACACGUGUUCCACCCCUCGUUUUAUAUCAUCCUGCAUACUCAGUUGUCUAAUCCCCAUUACCAACCAGAGAUCCAAUCAGCCUGCUCAUUAAUAAAUUUCACUGUGACUCCUGAUGAUCUAGAAGAGCAUCUCCUCUCCAUUACCCUAGAAAAUGAAUUCAACCAUUUGUCCAAGAAGAGAAAAAAAUUAUCCUUACUUAAGUAUGAUUACAUGUGUCAAUUGUCUUUUCUUCAAUCUUCCAUUUUACAAAAGCUAACAAAUGCCAAGGGAGAUAUACUGGAAGAUGUCUCUCUCAUUGAAAACUUAGAAACUACCAAACUGCUUAGUGAAAAUAUUACCAAAAAAACAGAAAUUGUGAAAAGCACAGAAGUACACAUCAACACCAUCAUCAACUUGUAUAGACCCUUGUCCAGACGGGGGGUCAUGUACUUUUUCAUCCUUCAGAAGCUCAAAAACAUUCAUUCCUUUUACUUUUACUCGUUGGAAAUUUUUUUGAAGAUCUUUAUCAAGUGCCUCAAUGACUGUGCUGAGUUCAGGCCUCCCAACAGCGGCCCCCAACAACCAAGGGGCAAGAGCCGCAGCAACAACCGCAGCAGAAACCACCGCAAGGGGGAACAAGUGCCUCCGAAGGGGGAAAUACCCACCAAAAUGGAAAUAAACGUGAACGAGGAAGGGCCAACUAAAACGGAAGUUAUCGCCAAUACAAACGAACAUGAGGGUUCCGUCAUCCCAACUGCAACUGAGCAAGAAGAAGGUGUCACCACCAACCCAGUUGAGCCAAGAGAAGAGGAAACAGCCGAAAAAAUAGAAGCACCAGAACAGCCACAACAGCCAGAAGCAGCGGUAGAACCAGAAGCGGGAACCGACCAAACAGCAGCCGAAGUUUCCCCCAAAACAACUGAAAAAUUGGAGGAGCUAGAAGUAGCGGUCGAGACGGCCGAACCAGAAGCGGCCGCCAAUACGGAUGAGCCAGGAGAAGAGGAGACAGGAGAAAAAACAGAAGAACCCGAAGUGGCAGCCGAACCAACCGAACCGGACGCGGUUGCCAAUGCAGAAGAACCAGAACCUUCCGAUACUCAGACCGCACUUGAACAGGACGCCAGUCCAAUUGAACCCGAAUCGGAAGCUGUCAUCGAGUCAGCAGAACCCAAAGCGGACGUCAAUGCAGCAGAUUCAGCAGAAUCAGAAGAACCAGAAGCUGCCGCUGCUACUGCCGCUGCCACCGUCGCUGAAGUGGUCGUUGAAGCAAAAUCUGCCGGUUCCGCUCAAGUGGAGGCCCCGACCAGCGCGCAGAAGGGAGAAGAGGGCCCCGAGAAAGAAGACCUGGAUACCACAACCCUAGAGAGUAACGACUCGGACGGCAUCGACUUCGAAAGUGACGACCUGGACGGAGAAGAUGCACAAAGUGAAGAAACAAAGAUAGACAAAAAUGAAGUACAGAAAAGAGUUAACGUACUUAUCAAUCUUCUAAUAGAAAAAAUGUGGAUGUACAUUGAUAAGGGGCUCCUAGAAAGAGACAAACUUAUUGUGAAGUGUCUCAUCAUGUUAAAUUUGGAAAAGCUAAACGGCAAAAUUACCCAAGAGGAAGAGGAUAUGUUUAUUAAUCCCAAGUGUACUCUAAAGCCAAAUCAAAGAGAAAAUGAAAGAGGAGAAAAAAAAUUAAUUAAUAAAUCUUUCAUGAGUGAAGAUUUAUAUCAAGACUGUAGAAAUUUGGAAAAUUUGAAAGACUUUGAUAAUCUUACAGAAAGCUUAGAAAGCGAGAGUAUGUCAUGGAAGCAGUGGUUCUUAAGUGAUAAGGUAGAGAAUGAAGAGCUUCCAAGAAAGUAUAACAAUUUGAAGGACUUCUCCAAGCUGCUACUAAUAAGGGUGUUGCGAAAGGAUAGGUUCCCUGUGGCGCUUAAAAAUUACAUACAGACUAAUAUCAAAAUGACGAAUGAUGAAAAAAACACCUACGCGCUGGACAAAAUUCUGGCGGAGUACAUUGAUAACAAGACCCCAGUGUUGUUUCUCUUGACACCGGGAAAUGACCCCUCCAAGGAUAUCGAGGAGUACGUGGCCAAGCUGAAGAGGACCAAAGGGAAAGGUGUGAAGAGUGACAAAAAAAGUGAUCAUAUGAAUGGGGACCAGUACAGCGAAGAAAGCAUUUCCUAUGUUAACAUCUCCAUGGGACAAGGGCAAGAGAGCAUUGCGCUCAAGUACCUCAAGGAAAUAUCCAAGUCAGGGGGAUUCAUAUUCCUACAGAACAUCCACCUCAUGACUAAGUGGCUAAAAGAAUUUGAAGAAAUCCUUGACAAAAUAUUAACCGAUGCGCACCCGAAUUUCCGUCUAUUCCUAUCAUCAGCUAUCCCUUCUGAAAAAGACACCAAACUUUUACCCGAAAAACUAUUAAAAAAGUGCUUCAGAAUUAACAAUGAAAAGUCUUUCAGCCUCAAGGAUAAUAUCAAGUGUUCCUUGGAGAAAUUUCAAAAUAAGGAGUACGACGAUAAGCUAAAAAAUGUCAUUUUUGGUCUCUCCUAUUAUCAUAGCUUGCUCUUGGGAAGAUUUUUAUACGGAAAAAUUGGAUUCAGUCAAUCAUAUUCCUUCAACUAUAAUGAUCUGGAAAUUUCUUUUAAUAUUAUUAAGAGGUACUUGGAGAGUUACAACAGCUUCCCUCUUGCAGACGUUCUGUUCCUCAUAGGGGAAAUAAUUUACGGGGGGCACAUCACGGACGUAUGGGACAGACGCAUAAAUAAGACGUACGCCAAAAAUGUGCUCAAGGAGAUAUACAAAAAUGUGGUUGCCAUUAAUGGCCGAUCGGUUAGUGGAGAAGACGAAAAUGACGCAGAUGAAGAGGAUUCCCGUCGUGUGGGGGAGAGCGACGAAAGUGGGCGUGGUGCUACACACGGAAAGAAGCCUGAGGCCCGCCGCGGAAAUUAUCAGGAGGAUGAAAUGGACGAGCAGGCAGUACUCAAGGAUACCAGAACGAACAUCCUCUUCGAAUUGUUCAAAUUUCCUGACUGCACCAAAUACAAUAUUGCCCAGUUAAAAAAAUAUGUUGAUGAAAAAUUGAACAAAGAACAGAUAUGCUUGCUAGGUCUCCAUGUGAACGCAGAAAUUGAAUACAUGAAAAAUGAGUGCUCCAGAAUUUUGCAAAACUUGCAAGAGAUUAGUAGUCGGGAAAUUUCCUCCUCACAGGAUUCUUACCAAAAGGGGGAAAAAACGGCCUCCACGGGAAACGCAGAUGGAAGUAAAGAAGGAAGUCGCACCAGUGGUGAUAGCAAAGAUGGUGGAAAGAGUCCUAAGGAGUCGGACCAAAGAGACAGACAAACGGAGAGUGGAAAAAAUGAAACCACAAAAAUUAUAUACGAUAUUAUUAACCGUCUCUUAAAUGAACUCCCAGAAAAAAUAGACAUAAGCGACCUGAAAAUAGAAGACACAGAAACGAACACAUUUAUGGUCAUUGCAUUGAAGGAGUCUGAAAAAUUCAACACACUCAUUGAUUGUAUAUAUGAUAGCUUGGUCGAGAUAAAGCUAGUGCUAGAUGGUAUACUAAAUAUGAACAGUAAAAUACAGCAUAGCAUAAAAGCUUUGUUAUUACAUAACAUCCCGGAAGUGUGGAAGAGCUUUUCCUAUCCUUCGAAAAAAAAACUUCUUCCAUGGUUUGAAGAUUUUAAAUUGAGAGUAAAUUUUUUACAAGAAUGGAUUUCAAAAAUAAGGUGUAAUAUUUUCUUACCUAAUUCUGUAUGGCUAUCAGCUCUGUUCAAUCCCAUUUCGUUUCUCACGGCCAUUAAACAAAAAUUCUCGCAUGAGAAUAAGGUCCCUAUCGAUAAGCUAAAGCUCAAGUGGCAUGUCACAAAUAUCACCAAGGUGGAAGAUCUGAACAAUAAAAAUAAUUCUUUGUUCAUCCAUGGCUUGUUUCUCCAGGGCGCCUCCUGGUUCAUUAAUUCUCAGAAUGACUCCUUCACAUUUGACAUGGAUAAUUUGAGUGAUAAUGUGUCGUAUGGCAAUAUAGUGGAGUCUGUGCCGAAGAACAUUUUUUUCCCCAUGCCGCUCGUCUACGUUUACUGUGUAACGAAUGAACAGGACGAGCAGCUCGCCCGUGCAUCCGACGCCCGCUACUUGGAUACGCCCCUCUAUAUCACCUCGGACCGGGGCGGCACCUUCGUCUGCUCCGUGGAUUUGAACCUAGAAACGGACGACGUCGAGGACAAGUGGAUUUUGGCAGGAGUUGCCCUGUUCCUCUCGGACGAUUAG